UCUUUGCUCGUCUUCCACUUCCACACACACACAUACAAACAAGCCCUGCACCCACUCACUCCAUCACACAGCGCCCGCUCCUCUCUCUCUCCCCGCGUCUCUCCAGGCUCCUCUCGCGUGUCUCCUGAUCACAGGUGGACAUUGCAGCCACCCACUCCCAGCAGUCACCAUUUCCGCCCCGGAGAGCUCCACGCUGGCAGCACAGCCCCUUCCCCGGCUGAGCAUUGGGAGGAAGACCCUGGUGGCGGCCGCCGUGGGGGUCAUGCUGGUCCUGAUCCUUGUGGUCCUCAUCCCGGUGUUGGUCAGCUCCGUGGGGACUGGCGUCGCUGAUGCCAGCCACUAUGAGAUGUUGGGCACCUGCCGUAUGGUCUGUGACCCCUUUCUGGACACAGGUACGGGGACCGGCACAGGUGCAGCAACCGCCACGGCCACCACAGACCUCCAGACUGAGAAGGCAGACAACAACGCCCUCGGCGACCACAGCAUCGGACCUCCGUUGCCUACCUAUGGAGCCAAUGGGCCGCAGGGGAAGCCAGGACUACCGGGGAAACCAGGACCCCCAGGACCACCUGGAGAGCCAGGACCACCUGGACCCAAGGGCCCGCCAGGGGACGAGGUCAGGAAGGGGAUACUCGGCCUAGGGGGCAAGGGGGCCAUCAGCGCGGCCACUUACAGCAACACGCCCCGGGUGGCGUUUUUUGCCGGACUGCGUAACCCGCAGGAAGGCUACGACGUCCUGCGCUUCGACGACGUGGUCACUAAUCUGGGGGAUAACUUUGUGGGCUCGACAGGCAAGUUCACCUGCAAGAUUCCUGGCACCUACUUUUUCAUCUACAAUGUGCUAAUGCGAGGAGGAGAUGGCACCAGCAUGUGGGCGGACCUGAUAAAGAACGGCCUGGUCAGGGCCAGCGCCAUUGCCCAAGACCAGGACCAGAGUUAUGACUACGCCAGCAACAGUGUCAUCCUGCAUUUGGACGCCGGAGAUGAGGUCUUCAUCAAACUGGACGGGGGCAAAGCCCAUGGGGGCAACAGCAACAAAUACAGCACCUUCUCAGGGUUCAUCCUCUUCGCUGACUGAAGACAGGAGGAUGUGGGGGUCAAGGGUCAGGGCUGUAAGGCAUUCACUUCCUGUCUCUCAGUUGUCGCCAUCAUGGGACAGGUAGAUGUUGCCCCUAAGCACUGAUACAGGGUCAGAUUUAUUUCAAACCACAACAUGGAUAAGAUUAGGUAACUGGUCCUAGAUCUGUGGUUAAAGGCAACCUCCUACCUCAAGCCAGUGUUAUUUUUCUUCCAUAACUGCAUUUUGGAAUGGGUCUGCAUAUUGUCAUUGUGAUGAAUCAGGGAUUCACUUAAGGAGGAUGGUGUAAUACUUAUACCAUAUGUUGGCUGACAUGACAUUGCAAAGUGUAAAGAAGUACAUGUUUUUGAAAGUUAUGACGGAGGUCACUUAUGACUGCAUUGUCUACCUGCCAGAUGCUACUCUACAGUGUACAUAAUAUUUCAACCUUGGCCGUUUAUUUAAGGUGAUGUGCUUCAAGAACUCUAGACACAGUUUUUUGAUUUGCCAAUGUUGUGCCAAGUAUGUUGUUUUUAUCACUUAUAAAGAAAGACUUGAUUUGAAUCCGAGCCUGUUAAUCCUAUGUUGUCUGAUGAAUUUGAAAUGUUGUUACAUCCCAUAGUACUUGGCUCAUUAUUAGUGUAUAACGUUGUAAAUUGAAUAUUUAAUGUGGAAACACCAUACAAGCAAUGUCUGUCUGUAUGUUACUUGUUCAGUGUAUAUUGAAACUAUAGCCAUCAAGAUAUUGACGUACUAAGAUGUUGUCACAAGUGAGUGAACCAAAGUGAUGUUCAAGCGAUCCAUCUCAAAAGCUUGUGAUUGGCCCAUGCAUGUAUGUUUAUUUUCAUCAGUGUUGUGCAUCUCAACUAUGUUGAUGUCAGUAAAUGAACAACCAAUAGAUGGUAGCAAGCGUCAAGGGGCAUUUCUGUUUGUUUUUAUAACUCGUGCUUUAAU
Molecule: messenger RNA, 2011 nt
Organism: Osmerus eperlanus (European smelt)
Lineage: Eukaryota; Metazoa; Chordata; Actinopteri; Osmeriformes; Osmeridae
Product: C1q-related factor-like
Exons: 2
Coding region: 263-1078 (271 amino acids)
Molecular function (GO): protein binding
Source: RefSeq, a predicted model, not a curated record